AUGCUGAUGCCUAAGAAGAAUUGGAUUGCCAUCGUUGAAUUCCUUUUUAAGGAAGGAGUGAUGGUUGCCAAAAAAGAUGUCCACAUGCCCAAACACCCCGAGCUGGCAGACAAGAAUACGCCCAACCUUCAUGUUAUGAAGGCCAUGCACUCUCUCAAGUCUCGACACUAUGUGAAGGAGCAGUUCACUUGGAGACAUUUCUACUGGUACCUUAUGAAUGAGGGCACCCAGUAUCUCCGGGAUUACCUGCACCUACCUCCGGAGAUCGUGCCUGCCACCCUGAGCCACUGCCGUCCUUACUCUGGCAGGCCUUGGUCCAAAGGUACAGAGGGUGAGCGGCCUGCAAGAUUCAUAAGGGGGGAGGCAGACAGAGACACCUACAGGAGUGCUGUUUCCCCUGGAGCUGACAGGAAAGCUGAGGCUGGGGCUGGCUCAGCACCAGAAUCCCAAUUUAGAGGGGGCUUCGGUGGUAGACGUGGUCAGCCACCUCGGUGA
This is a messenger RNA of Rattus rattus (black rat), 495 nucleotides long. Its product is annotated as 40S ribosomal protein S10-like. Lineage: Eukaryota; Metazoa; Chordata; Mammalia; Rodentia; Muridae. Gene Ontology annotation, molecular function: RNA binding; structural constituent of ribosome. The coding region runs from base 1 to 495 and encodes 164 amino acids. The record is from RefSeq and is a predicted model, not a curated record. Gene Ontology annotation, cellular component: cytosolic small ribosomal subunit. The transcript has a single exon.